AGUGCAACGAUAAUCCAAUAUGAAGCAUCUACUUCAACUGAUCAAUUUGUUGCUUCUGCUCGUGCUUGGGUCAAGUGACUUUAACACAUGUAUACCUCCUUAUUACUGGGAUUCCGUCAACGAAAACUGCGUCAAGUUCCACGUUAUCACAACCGAUUUAGGUAACUUGCAAAGCAGACAAACAAUACCACAACAGUGCGAAGAAGGUUUUGUAUGGGUAGAAAGUAUAAUGUCAUGCGGUAAGGAAUGUACUUAUAAAGAGUGUCACAAUCCUGCCGCAUUGCACUCGCAUACAGUCACUGAAAUCUGCAAUAAAUAUGAAUAUCUGGACUUGAGAAAGCGAAUUUGUAUGCCCCUAAAAUUGCCUAUGGAAGAAAUUUAAGCAAUGUGUGCUCCGUCAGGCAGUAGUUAAAUGUUUGAGGAAUAUCAAUAAACGAACUAAAAAACA
Drosophila hydei is the source of this 448-nucleotide messenger RNA. RefSeq lists its product as uncharacterized. The transcript is spliced from 2 exons. NCBI's taxonomy places the organism in Eukaryota, Metazoa, Arthropoda, Insecta, Diptera, Drosophilidae. The record is from RefSeq and is a predicted model, not a curated record. Bases 20 to 382 code for a protein of 120 amino acids.